Messenger RNA from Arachis stenosperma, 306 nucleotides. Its product is annotated as NADH dehydrogenase [ubiquinone] 1 beta subcomplex subunit 7-like. The transcript has a single exon. Bases 1 to 306 code for a protein of 101 amino acids. Gene Ontology annotation, cellular component: mitochondrion. The record is from RefSeq and is a predicted model, not a curated record. Lineage: Eukaryota; Viridiplantae; Streptophyta; Magnoliopsida; Fabales; Fabaceae.
AUGGAGGUUCUCGGUUCAUCGCAAAAGAUGAUAGCGACACAGGAGAAGAUGGUGGAAGCGAAGGUUCCCCUUGCAUACAGGGACCAGUGCGCACACCUCCUCAUCCCUCUCAACAAGUGCCACCAAGCCGAUCUCUACCUUCCAUGGAAGUGCGAGAACGAGCGUCACUCCUACGAGAAGUGCCAGUACGAGCUCCUCAUAGAGCGCAUGCUUCAGAUGCAGAAGAUCAAGGAACGAGCCUCCCUUAAUCACUCCCAAUCCAAGGGCGCCGCCUUUCCCGUCAUCCCUAAAACUGCCAAUGCCUGA